CUUGGAGCGAUCUCGGGCCAUCCGAAGUCCUCUCUGCGUGGAGGCCAUCCUGGCCAGCGCAGGGCGCGGGGCUCAAGGCAGCGGGACUCGCGAGCGGCGCUGGCACCUGCCAUCAGAUGGAGGCAAGGCCCGCGGGGCCACUCCCGCGCCGUGCUCCUCCGCCGCCUCCUCGCCACUCGGACGCUGGUCCAGCAGUCACGGCUGCACUCGAUGCCGGCGAGGUGUCUCAGCUGGAUUGGAGGCAGGCUGCCCCUCCGCGCCGUGCCCCUCCGCCGCCCCCGCGCCCUGUGCACGCUGGCGCACCGCUCGUAGCAGCUACUCGGUGCCGGCGAGGGGUUCAAGCUGGCCAGGAUGCGGAGGAAGAGUGGCCGCAGGCCCCAGAGGAGGCUAAGGUACCGAUGCCGCCACUCUUGCCUGGUUUUGCCCUCUUGUGCCGCGGGGGAGGCCCUCGUCGCCAAGGCUGGAUUCGCCUCGAAAUGCUGGUCCGAACGCAUCCCGCGGGAGGUCCGGUAGGGAUGUAGCGGCACCAGUAUCUUCUGGUUUCCCCAAGGCCAGUCCCGCCAGGGCCACUCCGGGUCGUACCCCUCCGUCGUCUCCUCGCCCUUCUGCCGCCGGCGGUCCACCAUGCACGGCAGCGGUCGAUGGCGGCGACGCGUUUCAGCUGGCUGGGAGGCGGAAGAGGAAGGGUCACACGGGCGGUGCACCCGAGCGGCCAACGCAGCCGCGUUUCGACCUCAGGAGGUUUAAGAUCGCGCAGUGCGCAAACCCCACGAAACACGACUGGGUUCAGUGCGAGAAGUUCCACGUCGACAGGCAGAACAGUAAUCCAGACAGAAGGCGUUGUCCGUACGAAUACCGGUACUCGCCGCAAGAGGCCGCGAACAGCGUCGAGAAGAUGUACCACCCCAUGCUGUUCCGCACGCGGAUGUGCUGUCCACACGUGCAGAGUAUCGACACGCAGAAGUUGGCAGCCAUGAGCUUGGAGGACAUUGACGCCAAGUGCAAGUACGGCAAGUACUGCGCGUUCGCGCAUUUCCCAGAGGAGCUCCGUGAUUCGACACCAGAGUCGGACUUCUGCGGCGUCUUCGACUGCACAGCUCAGGCCUCGCCUGGCCCCGGGGCGCGCACCCUCGCCGGCGUGGCGCGCUGGCGCGGGCCGCAGGCGGCGCUGGUGGCUGCCGCCGCCCCCGCCGCAGGCACGGGCGUCGGCGCCUCCUGCGGGGGCUCGUGGGCCGCGGGGGAGGUCCCGCUGCUGGAGUGCUCCAGGGAGCCGGUCGUGCACCGCCUGGACGACCCCGUGGACCGUUUCCACGUCCUGCACUCUGCGCAGUGCUGGGCGGCCAUGCAGAAGAAGGCCGCCGAGAGUGCCUGCUCCCUCCGCCUCGGGCGCGCGGAGCAGGCAGGCGGGGCGCUGGCGGUGCUGGUGUCUGGCAGCAACGGGCUCGAGGCCAUGGUCGCCGUGCAGUCUUGCAUCGCCAGCAGGGCCUGGUCAGACGUUGGUCUCGAAGUCGUGAGGUUUGGCGGCGCGGUGGUCGCGCAGAUCCAGGACGACGUGGAGAAGGAUGUUUUGAAGUUGUGCGACGCCUCCGGCGAACGUCUCUUCUGGGCGCAGGACGGCCCUCUUCAAGCGAAGGAGAGGCCUGUCAGGGCGGGCAAACCCGCCGUCGUGACUUGGUUGGACUUCGACGUUGGCCGUGGCAUGGUCACCAUCCGCUGCGGCAGCAGUGGCGGCGCCGACAGCGGCGCAUGUGGACCUGGCGACAAGGCAAAGGCGAAGAAGACGGCGAAGAAGAAUUCUGAUCUGGUCCAGCACCAUCUGGUGCAGGUCGCUGAGCGGAUCACGAGUUGGCCUGAAAAGAUGCGCUAUUCAGGCGCCGAGUGCAUGUGCUGCCGCGACGAGAAGCUAACCACCGCCCUCAUCCGCUGUCGGGGCGACCACUACAUCUGCCCAGACCCCUGCUUCCGCGAGAUGAUGAGGUCCCAGGACCCGCAGCUCAGGGCACAAUCUUUUCGCUAUACGUGCCCUCAGUGCAAGCAGCCGUUCGAUCAGAAAGAGAUGGCGCAGCAUUUGGAUUCGGCGACUUUCGAGAAGAGUAUGUCGUCCGUCGUCGACAUCCGAGUCAGCAUCCAGACCGAGAGGUUGCAGUCGGACUUUGACAGGAAGCUGCAAGAGAGGAUGGAGCAGGAGCUGGCCAAGUAUGGCGACGCGGACUCCAAGAUCGUGCAGGAGGCGAAGGAGGAGGCGCGAAGGAUCCGCAACACUAUCUUGAACUUGCGUUGCCCAGGGUGCGAUACGGUAUUCUUCGAUUUCACGGGAUGCAUGGCGCUGCAGUGCGAGGUGUGCAAGCAGAAUUUCUGCGCCUAUUGUCACAGGAAGUGUGUCAGCGGUUAUGCCUGCCACGAUCACGUGCGCGCUUGCGAGUACAAUCAGACGCCCAACAGGAGCUACUAUGCGGACGAGGCCCAGAUCAGGGACGCCCAUCGCCGCUACCGUCAGCGCGAGCUGAAGCAGCACCUCCAGCAGUUCAAGAAGCAGAAGCAGAACGCAGUCGUCCUGGAGCUCCGCAAGGACCUGGCCGAUGUUGGGAUUGAUCCCGCCGGGCUGCUGGAGCUAGGCCACAUAGGCCCAGAACUUGCCGAGCGUUGACUCGA
This is a messenger RNA of Prorocentrum cordatum, 2652 nucleotides long. The record is from the annotation of a GenBank genome assembly. Lineage: Eukaryota; Dinophyceae; Prorocentrales; Prorocentraceae.